UUUCGAGCUCAGCUCCCCAAUCCCACUUCGUUAAUCGUCCAGUGCCAGUUCAACCCAAGUCUAGCCGACAACAAAAUGAAGGUGUUCGUCUGCCUGAUUGCCUGUUUCGCCGUGGCCCAAGCCGGAUUCAUCGGAGGCGGUGGUAGCAGUGGCUGGUCAUCCGGCGGCGGCGGUGGUGGUGGCUGGUCCUCCGGCGGCGGUGGUGGUGGCUGGUCAUCCGGCGGAGGUGGUGGUGGCUGGUCCUCCGGUGGUGGCGGUGGUGCCCCACCCACCAUCGUCAAGGUCAUCAGCGAGGAGGCUGGCCACAGCGGCGGCGGAUGGUCCGGUGGAUAUUCCGGCGGUCAUGGCCACGCUGCCGAGGAGCUGAAGAUCAUCAAGGUGAUCAGCGAAGGGGGCCACUCCCACUCCCACGGUCAUGAUCAUGGACACAGUCACGGCCACGGCUCCGAGGUUAAGAUCAUCAAGGUCAUCCAGGAGGAGGAUCACAGUCACGGCCAUGGCCAUGGUCACGGGUACAACUACGCCAGCGGAGGACAUGGCCACGACCACCACACCGAGGAUGUGAAGAUCAUCAAGCUGAUCAGCUCCGGAAUCGCCGAUGGCGGUAGCUCCGGCGGUUGGUCCUCCGGCGGAUCUGGAGGCGGCUGGUCCGCUGGCGCUCCCAGUGGUGGAUGGUCAUCCGGCGGUGGCUGGUCCUCCGGCGGUUCCGGCUGGAACUAAGCGGAUACCAGACGAUCCCGCCAGAUCCACCAGGCAAUCCAGCGCGCUGACGUCAACUCUUUUGUUCCUGUUGUUUGAGUUGUGUAGCGACAUUGGACUUUUUGAUGUUACGAAGUUAUGUUUAAGAUAGUGCACGCGUUUUGUGUGUGCGCUUAGAAACGCAUUAUUUUUUUUUUUUGUUAAUUGC
This is a messenger RNA of Drosophila elegans, 907 nucleotides long. RefSeq names its product loricrin. The transcript has 2 exons. NCBI's taxonomy places the organism in Eukaryota, Metazoa, Arthropoda, Insecta, Diptera, Drosophilidae. The record is from RefSeq and is a predicted model, not a curated record. Bases 76 to 720 code for a protein of 214 amino acids.